Messenger RNA from Dreissena polymorpha, 3774 nucleotides. RefSeq lists its product as uncharacterized. The record is from RefSeq and is a predicted model, not a curated record. The transcript has 12 exons. Bases 1 to 1389 code for a protein of 462 amino acids. NCBI's taxonomy places the organism in Eukaryota, Metazoa, Mollusca, Bivalvia, Myida, Dreissenidae.
AUGUCUACAUCAGACGAGAGGGACCAGUUCCUGGUGACAUUUGGAGACUGGCUGACUGACAUUAGGAAUCAAUGCUUAUCGCAUGAUCUUGGACAGCCCUUAGUGGAAGUGCGUACUUCCAGUCCUGCAAGUACGGUUGACCUACAAAGUAGUGACGAGUCCUUUAAUGAGUCUGCUAUUGAGUUGAUGAACAUGGAUUUUUUGGACCAAAGUGAUGCGGAGAUUGGGAUCAUGAAAGAAGAUGACACUGCAGCCAAAGGCAAACAUGAAAAUGAAGCUCAACAGAAAUACUUGGGUUUAUUUGAUGUCCACAUCGAUAAUUUGGUAGCACCUACACCAAAAAGAACGUCAAGACUGCUUGACCUGCAGCAUGUCAAAUUUCUGAUGGAUUCGUUCCAGUCCGGAUUCACAAACCAGCUUACCAUCCUAGUGGGUAUGGUACCAGAACGAUGUGAUACAACCAUGUUAAAGACAAAAGGUGCAGUUCAAGUUGAGACGCUAGGUGGAAAUCACACCAGGGAAGCACUUCAAUCUCUCAUCAGAAGAGGACAAAGCAAGCUCUCCACUGUCAAAGUAAAUGUAUACUCACUGCUAUCUACUGCGACUGCAUUGACGGUGGGGUGGCAACAUAAUGUUGUACUUCAAGAAAAGCAGAAGCCCAUCACGUUUGUAGACAAAGUAAGAUUGAUGAGACAGGUUCGGCCUUCCAAUCCCCUUACCCCCGCAGACAUGAAAUCCUGGAAGGGGCUACUAUCAUCAAUUUUCCAAGUGAAGGACGUGAGACGGUUCCAGCAAGUGUAUGGGAUUCACCUGAAAAUGGCUCAGCUGGACCAGAACAUCUGGGCCAUGGUGGAGGAUGUGUCAGAAUCUGCCAUUAAAAUAACCGAAAAGUUUUUCCGGCCGUUAGUCAAAUUGUCUGACGUUGAAGUAAAAACAUGUCUGGAAAUCCUGAAAAGGCUAGGUCUGGCAGAAUAUAACAAGAAAGUGAAGGAAUUUUCACCAGCAUCAUCGAAAAAGCGGAAAAUUGAGGAUGGGUCUACCUGUGAGAUGGAAGAAAGAAAUCAAUAUGAAGAUCUGCUUGAGAAGUACAACCAAAUGGCCAAAGAUUUCAGGGCAUCACAAGACAGGUGUUCCGUGCUGGAGAAUGAAAAUUCCGAAUUGAAAAGUCAACUUGCCAAACAGUCUACACAGGAUCACAAGAAAACUGGAAAGACAACAGAGACCAUCGAGGAACCAAUAGAAGCCUUCUGGCGAUUCGAUGAUGGCAAAGAAGAGUGGCUUCCCGCAAAGCUCAUUAAAAGAUAUGCGAAUGGUGACUGUUCAGUGCAGUUCAGCGAUGGGUUUAGCCGCAUCAAGUCAUCGUGGGUGAGGAGAGUUGGAGAUCUCUAAUGAAGGACUGCAGUUAAAUUCAAAUGGACCAGAGACCUGGCUCUUGUAUAAAUAUUGUUGCUUUUUUUUAACGUGUAAACUUCUUUUGUCAUAUUUUUUUUUUAAUGUUACUAUUAUUAUUGAUAGUAGUAGUCCACCAAAAUAACCUGCAGAUGAAUUUGUAAAAUAGAGUUGGUUGUAUCCAUUUGUUGAACUGGCGUUCUUCCCUUCCCCCCACCCCCAUCAUAUUAUUCAAAGCAUACUGAACGCUACACUAUGUACAAGUGAGUUUUUUAUGUCCCCCACUAUAGUAGUGGGGGACAUAUUGUUUUUGCCCUGUAUGUUGGUCUGUUGGUCUGUCUGUUGGUCUGUCUGUUGGUCUGUCUGUUGGUCUGUCUGUUUGCGCUAACUUUAACAUUUUGCAAUAACUUUUGCUAUAUUAAAGAUAGCAACUUCAUAUUUGGCAUGCAUGUGUAUCUCAUGAAGCUGCACAUUUUGAGUGGUGAAAGGUCAAGGUCAUCCUUCAAGGUCAGAGGUCAAAUAUAGAUGGCCAAAAUUGCUCAUUUUAUGAAUACUUUUGCAAUAUUGAAGUUAGCAUUUUGAUAUUUGGCAUGCAUGUGUAUCUCAUAGAGCUGCACAUUUUGAGUGGUGAAAGGUCAAGGUCAUCCUUCAAGGUCAGAGGUCAAAUAUGUGGCCCAAAUCGCUUAUUUUAUAAAUACUUUUGCAAUAUUGAAGAUAGCAACUUGAUAUUUGGCAUGCAUGUGUAUCUCAUGGAGCUGCACAUUUUGAGUGGUGAAAGGUCAACGUCAAGGUCAUCCUUCACAAGGUCAAGGUCAUCCUUCAAUAUCAAACGUCAUAUAGGGGGACAUUGUGUUUCACAAACGCAUCUUGUCCAUUUUGAUUUUCAUGUGUGUUCGCGACUUUAAAUGAGUAAUAUUGAUUUGAAAAGAUAAAAAUAAAUGGCACUUUACUACUUUUACUAAAAAGCAGUGGUAUUGCAUUCAUUGCGUACAUAUUUUUAAUCUUUGUAAUUUGUUAACGUACAUAUCACAGUGUGAUUCUAAAUAUUUUGUUUUCGAUUUAGAUUUGCAAGUUGUGGUCAUAUGUUUGUGUUGUAGUGAAUUCGACAUAAAAUAUCGUCCUUAUUGGUAAUGAAAUGAUUUUUAUUAACCACAGUUAAAUCAUCAUAUUAAUCCUGUCGCAUUUUUGUUUGAAAUAUUUUAUAUUUAGUACAAACUUAUUUGUAAACAUUAUUAAUUGAUAAUGUGUUAUUUUGUAAUAACCUGAUUCGUAUUUAUUAAAGUUCUGUUAUCAUAUAUAUAAUGCCCCCUUUCGAAGAAAAGGAGGCAUACAGUGAUCGGACUGUCCGUCCGUCUGUAUUUCCGUCACACUUUGAGUUUAGGUUUCAAAAAAUGCUCAUAACUUCUAUGUCCCUUGAGAUAUAACCUUCACAGUUGGUUUGCAUGUGUAUAUGGAGGAGGCCUUUCCAUAUGCACAAAAAAUUUUACCCCUGUGACCUUGACCUUGAACUUACGGUCCGCGUUUAGGUUUCAAAAUCUGUGUUUAAGUUUCCAAAAAUUCUCAUAACUUCUAUGUCCCUUGAGAUACAACCUUUAUAUUUGGUAUGCAUGUGAAUGUGGACGCGGCCUUUCCAUACGCACAAGAAUUUUCACCCCUGUGACCUUGACCUUGUACUUAGGGUCCGCGUUUAGGUUCGAAAUCUGCGUUUAAGUUUCCAAAAAUGCUUAUAACUUCUAUGUCCCUUGAGAUAUAACCUUCAUAUUUGGUAUGCAUGUGUAUAUGUACGAGGCCUUUCCAUACGCACACAAAUUUUCACCCCUGUGACCUUGAACUUUGGGUCCGCGUUUAGGUUUCGAAAUCUGCGUUUAAGUUUCGAAAAAUGCUCAGAACUUCUAUGUCCCUUUAGAUAUAACCUUUAUAUUUGGUAUGCAUGUGUAUAUGGACGAGGCGUUUCAUACGCACACAAAUUUUGACCCCUGUGACCUUGACCUUGACUUUAGGGUCCGCGUUUAGGUUUCGAAAUCUGCGUUUAGGUUUCGAAAAAUGCUCAUUACUUUCAUCAAAGCGUUUAUAGGGGGCAUAUGCCAUCCUAUGGUGACAGCUCUUGUUUUGUAUAUAUUUCUACUACUGUGACUGUUAAUCUGUUCAGUUUUGCAGAUCAAGAUUUAAUUUUGCUUUAAAAGAAAUAUUUGUUUUGAAACGUUGAUACUUUGAACAUCCUGUGACCUACAGACAUUGUUUCAUGUUGAUAUAAACAUUUUUAUCAAUCAUCAAAUUGUGAUUUUACUGAAAUGGGAACAACUUUGUGUGAUUUAAAAAAACUUGGCCAACUAGUCUUUUAAAUGAGAAUAUGUAUAUAUUGUUGUUCAUAAGUUUAAUUUUUUU